Messenger RNA from Rhodofomes roseus, 939 nucleotides. RefSeq names its product eukaryotic ADP/ATP carrier. Gene Ontology annotation, biological process: mitochondrial ADP transmembrane transport; mitochondrial ATP transmembrane transport. NCBI's taxonomy places the organism in Eukaryota, Fungi, Basidiomycota, Agaricomycetes, Polyporales, Fomitopsidaceae. The transcript has 7 exons. The coding region runs from base 1 to 939 and encodes 312 amino acids. The record is from RefSeq and is a predicted model, not a curated record. Gene Ontology annotation, molecular function: ATP:ADP antiporter activity. Gene Ontology annotation, cellular component: mitochondrial inner membrane.
AUGGCGUCGACCAAAAAGUCCAAGACCCCCAAGGAGUUCGCCGCCGACUUCUUGAUGGGUGGUAUCUCAGCUGCCGUCGCAAAGACGUCUGCUGCGCCCAUCGAGCGUAUCAAGCUCCUUGUUCAGAACCAGGAUGAGAUGAUCAAGCAGGGUCGUUUGGCUACCCCCUACAAGGGCAUCGCCGACUGCUUCGCCAGGACGUACAAGGAUGAGGGCCUUGUCUCCCUCUGGCGUGGUAACACCGCCAACGUCAUCCGGUACUUCCCCACACAGGCGCUGAACUUUGCGUUCAAGGACUACUUCAAGUCCUUGUUCUCGUUCAAGCGCUCGGAGGGUUACUGGAAGUGGUUCGGUGGUAACCUCGCGUCUGGUGGUGCCGCCGGUGCCACGUCGCUGCUCUUCGUGUACUCGCUCGACUACGCCCGUACGCGUCUCGCCAACGAUGCCAAGUCCUCCAAGGGUGGAGGAGCUCGCCAGUUCAACGGCCUGGUCGAUGUCUACAAGAAGACCCUUGCCUCUGAUGGUCUUGCUGGUCUUUACCGUGGCUUCGUCCCGUCUGUUGCUGGUAUCAUUGUGUACCGUGGUCUCUACUUCGGUGGUUACGACUCACUCAAGCCUGUCGUUCUCGUCGGUGCCCUCGAGGGCUCCUUCUUCGCCUCUUUCCUCCUCGGUUGGGGUGUCACCACUGGUGCUGGUCUUGCUUCUUACCCUCUGGACACCAUCCGUCGUCGCAUGAUGAUGACGUCUGGUUCGACCACUCACUACAAGUCGAUGUUCGACGCCGCCUCGCAGAUCGUCGCGAAGGAGGGCACGAAGUCGCUCUUCAAGGGCGCUGGUGCCAACAUCCUCCGUGGUGUUGCUGGUGCUGGUGUGCUGUCGCUGUACGACAAGCUCCAGGAGGUCCUCUUCGGCAAGGUCUACUCCGGUGGCUCUGGCUGA